Messenger RNA from Lucilia cuprina (Australian sheep blowfly), 648 nucleotides. RefSeq lists its product as uncharacterized. NCBI's taxonomy places the organism in Eukaryota, Metazoa, Arthropoda, Insecta, Diptera, Calliphoridae. Bases 28 to 468 code for a protein of 146 amino acids. The transcript is spliced from 3 exons. The record is from RefSeq and is a predicted model, not a curated record.
UUUUUUUCCAAAUUAAAAAACAUCAAAAUGAAUUUAAGUGAAAAUUGGUUUUACACCCAUCCCACACUACCAACUCCCAUAUCAGUGACACACGAAGUUCUCAAUAGGGGACGACAACAAGGCAACAACAAUAAAAAAUUGGCACGUAAACAGCAAGUAAAUUUUAACGUUUAUAAUUCGAAAAAAUCUGAAAAUAACGAUGAAAAUCUGGAAAAAUUGUUUCAAACAUCGUCUUACAGUCGAGAUUUUUAUGUACCUUAUCCUUUAGUGUGUCCCACGAAAUCUUCAAUUGUGGAUGAUAUAGAUCCAUUGUUUAAUCGUAAACCAGUUAAUGUAUUUCAAAUGCUGCCUUGGGCUCCGGGAAAAUUUAUGGACGAUCAUUUUUCUCGACCGACUGCUGAGAGAAAACGUAUAAAUUUCUUUAGGCAAAUGAGACAAAUAUCAUAUUUUGAUAAAACUUUUGAAUAAACCUUUUAUAAUUAUACAAUAGAAGUGUGAAAAUAAAUUAUAUUAAAAAAACAUUUCUGACCCAAAAACUAAAGCAAUAUAUUGUUUAGCACCUAAAAUUUAUCUUUCUUGCUUCCAACAAUAAGCAUAUGUUCGGUACACAUUUUACUUCAAAUUGUGACGAAUAGUUGUCAAUUUCAA